Nerophis lumbriciformis (worm pipefish) is the source of this 753-nucleotide messenger RNA. The record is from RefSeq and is a predicted model, not a curated record. NCBI's taxonomy places the organism in Eukaryota, Metazoa, Chordata, Actinopteri, Syngnathiformes, Syngnathidae.
GAGAACAUGGACAUCCUUGAGACAGAUGCCUAUGACAGACGACAGAGAAGGAACACAUCCUGUGCUCUGCUCCUCUCUCUGGCACCUUUCUUUUUGGCCUCAGCUGUGUACUUCUACCUGGUGCACCUAGAAUCUCCGGCGUCCAUCGUGCGGGCGGGCGUCAAAUCGGCGCCAACGUUCCUGCUGGCUGCGGCGGUGCUGAGCUGGAAUGGAUGUCAUAGUGUACUGGGUGUGGCGGGAGGACUUGUCUUCUCAGCUGUGGGUGACAUUUGCCUGGUGUGGCCUGAACUUUUUCUCCAUGGAAUGGCUGCAUUCGCUCUGGCUCAUCUUCUCUACUCGGUCACCUUCCUCUCAUCUCGAUAUGAGACAUAUUCCUCCUCAUCAUGUACUGGCCCGCUGUAUUUAAUCCUGAUGGUGACUGCUGCUGGAAUUUAUGCAUACUUGUUUCCAUUUUUGAAGAAGGACCCAAGUUCAGAGAUCCUGGUUCCCGCUGUGGGGGUCUACAUUGCCUUGAUCACAAUGAUGGCGAUACUAGCUAUCAGAACCCGUCGUGGAUUUACAUUACUGGGAAGUUUGUUCUUCAUUAUGUCUGACAUGGCAUUGGCUUUACAAGUGUUUAAGGUGACAGCGCCUGUGGCACACGGUCACACGGUUGUCAUGGUGACAUAUUACUUAGCACAGUUACUAAUCAGCGUGGGUGAUAUGAGGGCAGUGGAACGCAAAAAUGACUUUGCCAAGUGGAAGCGGUCCUAG